Molecule: messenger RNA, 894 nt
Organism: Pichia membranifaciens NRRL Y-2026
Lineage: Eukaryota; Fungi; Ascomycota; Pichiomycetes; Pichiales; Pichiaceae
Exons: 1
Coding region: 1-894 (297 amino acids)
Biological process (GO): quinolinate catabolic process; NAD+ biosynthetic process
Cellular component (GO): cytoplasm
Molecular function (GO): nicotinate-nucleotide diphosphorylase (carboxylating) activity
Source: RefSeq, a predicted model, not a curated record
AUGCCAGACUAUUCUCACUUAUUGCCCGUUUCCACUCACUGGAAGCAGCAGAUUACAGAUUUCCUUUCAGAAGACAUCCCAUCGUUCGACUACGGUGGAUACGUCGUUGGAUCCGACGAAAAGAAUGCAUCGUUGUACAUGAAGGCCAGCGGAGUCAUUUGCGGAAUCCCUUUUCUUGAAGAGGUGUAUGGGCAAUGCAAAGUUAAAGUUGAAUGGUUGCGUGAGGAGGGUGAGUUUGUCUCACCUCUGGAGGAAGACCCAAUUAACAAGAAGAUUGUUGUUGCCAAGCUACUUGGGCCUUCGAAGAACAUUCUCCAAGCAGAGCGUGUUUCAUUGAACAUUCUCUCUCGACUCUCUGGCGUGGCCACACGUACCAGGGAGAUUGUUGAGCUUGCUGCAAAGGCAGAGUACAAGGGGAUAAUUGCCGGCACGAGAAAGACGACUCCUGGUUUGCGGAUCAUGGAGAAGUACGCCAUGCUAGUUGGUGGUGCAGACAUGCACCGGUUUGAUCUCUCUAGCAUGAUCAUGUUGAAGGACAACCACAUCUGGUCGACAGGCUCAAUUACGAAUGCGAUCAGAAAUGCGAAGAAAGUGGGUGGAUUUGCGAUUAAGGUUGAGAUCGAGGUGCAGAGCUACGAGGAGGCCGAGGAGGCAAUCAAUGCUGGAGGAGACAUCAUCAUGUUGGACAACUUCACUGGGGUGGAGUUGCAGAGUGUUGCGAGGGACUUGAAGAAGGAGCAUCUAGGCGAGAGACAAUUUUUGCUUGAGUGCAGCGGUGGGUUGACGAAGGAGAACUUGUCGGAGUACUUGUGCAACGACAUUGACAUCUACUCCACGAGCAGCAUCCACCAGGGUACGCCUGUUGUCGACUUCAGCUUAAAGAUCGACAAAUGA